AUGUCAGGCUUUGAGGCACUGGGAAUGGCUUGUGCUGUCUUCCAGACCAUCAGCUUCGCUCAAGAAACAACCCGACUUUGCGUGGACAUAUACCGCGGUCUCAAAAUGCCUGACUCUAUAUUUCAAGCCAAUGCUUCAUCCAUGAUCGAGGCGGCAGUUCGCGUCAAGGCCUCCUGUAAAGCAGCAACUACGCCUGAAGAGAAAUGUCUCAUCGAUGUUGCCAAGGAAUGCACGUCAGCCGCGGCAGAACUUUCAGAUGAAGUAAGAAAGAUCACUGAACUUCACAAGAAAGGCAAAGGCAAUAUAAUUUCCGCAGCGCGCGGUGGAGUUACGUCUUUCUGGAAGAAAAAUAAGAUGAAUAGUCUUGAUAAUAGUCUCCGUCGACACGCCGAGACUAUGCAAACGCUAUUAAUCACCCGUGUUUGCGACCAAAAUGAAGCUGGUCGCCUCAAACAGCGUCAAGACUUUGAGACUCUCGACGAGGACCUCCAGGUGUUCAUCAAGAGUAUUGCGAAAGGCCACAAAAGAAUCGAGCUACUUUUGCAAGACGAGGGGGAAACCACUCGAGAACAUGUCACCAACGAAGCUACAAGAACUGUGAACUCUGUGAGCUCUCACAUCAUGACACAAGCUGAGAAGCGGGAAACGACAGAGGCCCUGUCAGCUAAUCGGCAGAGUUUUCUUAAAAGUUUCAGAUUUCAGGAGAUGAAUGAGAGAGUGAAUGCCGUCACCGACCCGGAAGAUGUUUGUUUCGAUAGGGUGUUGCAAUCUUUCGAGAAGACAGCCCAUGACAGAAUAGUAAAUUCUUCCCGGAAUGCUGAGUCGACAACGAGACUAGAGAGGUCAUUUGCCGAGGCAGAUCCACUUUGGAACAGCUUUGCAGACUGGCUUCAAUCAGAUGGGCAACUGUUUUGGAUCCAGGGAAAACCAGGAUCCGGCAAAAGUACUCUUGUCAAAUAUGUCGCAAGCAAGAAGGUCACCCAAACACUAUUGAAGGAGUGGAAUCCCAAUACCCGAAUACUCUCGCACUUCUUUUGGAAGAUCGGGACAUCUUUGCAGAACGACAUAAAGGGUCUCUACUGUUCUUUAUUACAUCAACUGCUGGAAGGCAAAGAUGGGCUUACUAGCAGCAUAAUGGAUUUCUUCCCGUCCUCAAAGUCUAAAAAGUCCUAUCAUGACUGGUCAGUUCCAGAGCUGAACAGCCUUUUACUGCGGGUCUUGGAGCUGGCAACGGAUCAUGAAAACUUGUGCAUCUUCAUUGACGGCCUUGACGAAUUCGUUAGCGACUCUGGGCAAGACGCUAUCAUAACGUUCAUGUCGGAUUUAAAGCGGUUUACGAAAGUCAAGGUUUGCGUCACCAGCCGACCGGAGCUCUGGUUAAAAGAAGAGCUGGACACGGCGCCCAAUCUCAAACUGCAUGACUUGACUGCACCAGACAUGCGAAAAUGGGUCCACGAGAGGCUCCAGCAAUUCGAGACCGUGUUCACAUUCAGUCGACAUUUCUUCUCGGAUCUAGUUAAGCAGCUUCUGAAGAAAGCAGGAGGGGUUUUCCUCUGGAUUCGCCUUGCAACACAAAGUGUUAUACGGGGUAUAAAAAACAAGGACUCUGAGGAGAUGUUGAUAUCGCGACUGGAACAACUUCCGGAGAAACUCGAAGACCUAUACUACGACAUGUGGAAGAGACUGGGGGAGGAUGAGCCUCUCUAUCGAAAAUCAGCGGCCACCUACUUGCGCCUCAUGGUCGGAUUUAAAACCAUGAUGGAGGACGCAGAUAUUCAAUAUUGCCCUGCAUUUGGGGCACUUCAUAUCAUAAAGAUGGUAUUUGCAACCCGGACGGAUAUUCAGAGAACGUUGACCAUGUUUACCGACGAUACUGACUAUAAAAUGGUGAACUCACUUUGCGAAACUACAACGAACCAGAUACACACAAAUUGUGCUGGCCUUCUGGAAGUUCAUCCCCCGAGUUAUCCUUCAGAUGACCACGAUCCAGUGCCAAAGAUGAAUGGCACAGUUGAAUUUGUUCAUCGCACAGCAUAUGACUUCAUCGUUGGUACCGAAGCAGGCCAAAAGAUCAUCAGUUAUAGCGGGAUGUCAGACUGUGAGGUGGAGGUGCUCUUGUACUACAGCGGCUUGUACUGGCAGAGGAUACUUUACCCUGUACACAAACUUCGUAUGAGCACGCUCCAUCUCGUCAAGGGAUUGCCGAGAUUACUAGGGCUCAAAGGCCCCGAGGACAACAUACAGAAAAUCGAGGGUCUGUGUUGUGCAAUAAGGACAUUUUAUGAUAAUGAGUUUUUGGCCUCCGGCCUUGGACGAUGGCCUCGGCCUCCAUUUGCGUCGAUCCUGGCAACAGUCAGACCAAUCUUUGAUUGGGAGGUGGAACAUAUGGACCCUGACUCAGCUACCAGCGUUCUGCAAAACAUCCCGUGGCAUAAGCUCAAAUGGGACGAGAGCAACGAUAUACCAGUGUCGGGACUGCGGAGGCUUCUUUCACAAGGCGCUGACCCAGACGCUGCCGUGUCAUACGCGGCGCUCUACCCCAUUACAGAAGUGCAGCAUGGAAAGCGAACAGCUGCUCUGUGGGAAUUUCUCUAUCAUACCCAAUGGGUCAUGUGGCAGAAUAAUAGUCAAAACAGGACGACACAGCCCCAUGUAGUGGAGAUCGCUGCGGAAAUGCUACAAAGAUCUUCCAGUGUCGACCAACAUGGACUUUUAGUACAUGAAAAGAUGUUUAGUGGAAAGCCGAGGACACAACGUUUCUUUUACAGCCUUAAAAUCGAAGAAGAAGAAAACAUUUUCGACGCUUGGAUUCGAUGUAUCCUCUCAGCCAAUGUGUCUUACCUACUGGAUUCCAUGUUACGGUUCUUACCUCAGCAAGAGAAAGCCAAAAUGCACGAUCAAGUUCAAUUUAUCGAGAGCAAGAUAGUAGAUCCAACGAUUUGCUUACGAGUCCUUGUUACCGACGAUGACGGAGUCUUGCAGUGUUUUCAGAUCAUUGAUCAACACCCGUUUCAAGGCUUGAUCGACACAAUCAAUGAACAAGAAAGAAACCACCAGCGUCCUAGACGCUUUGGACAAUGCAAGGAUGAGAUGGCGUCAUUAAUUGAAGCGAAGAGAGCGAUGGUGGAGAUUGAAUCUAAAUAUGUUCGACGAACUUUUGUUGAACAAGGCCUCCUUGGAACUUACGAAAUUGAAGACGACGGGCUCGAAUACUCGCCGGAGUUGCUGAGAGAAAUUGAGGACCGAACUGGGCUGUUUUCUUAUAACGCAUCGUAG
Messenger RNA from Fusarium pseudograminearum CS3096, 3276 nucleotides. RefSeq lists its product as uncharacterized. The transcript has 2 exons. Bases 1 to 3276 code for a protein of 1091 amino acids. The record is from RefSeq and is a predicted model, not a curated record. Lineage: Eukaryota; Fungi; Ascomycota; Sordariomycetes; Hypocreales; Nectriaceae.